Molecule: messenger RNA, 426 nt
Organism: Arachis ipaensis
Lineage: Eukaryota; Viridiplantae; Streptophyta; Magnoliopsida; Fabales; Fabaceae
Source: RefSeq, a predicted model, not a curated record
AUGGCGCCAGCUCUGUUCCACCUUCAGCCUUCGAUCAUGCUCCACUGCUCUCUGUCUCCCUCUUGCGCCAACUUUGUCGUGUUCUGCGCUUCCUCAGUCCCUGGGUUUGUGAUUGGUGGAGUGAAAGUAGUUGAAGGUCGAGCUUUCUUUGUAUUUGGAGAUUCAUUGGUUGACAAUGGAAACAAUAACUACCUUGCAACCACUGCAAGAGCUGAUUCAUACCCUUAUGGCAUUGAUUUUCCAUCUCACAGACCCACUGGCCGCUUCUCCAAUGGCCUUAACAUCCCUGACCUUAUCAGUGAGAAACUUGGGUCAGAACCGACAUUGCCAUAUUUGAGUCCAGCGCUUGACGGAGAAAGACUACUCGUUGGUGCCAACUUUGCUUCAGCUGGAAUCGGCAUUCUCAAUGACACUGGAAUUCAAUAA